UCCCUUUUAGCGCUCCAAGAUCUAAGCUCCGCCCUCUUCCCAAUCACUGGUUAGUCCUGCCUGUGGGCGUGGUCAUAGGGUGUGACAACAGCUGUUUCUUGUUUUUUCCUCACACACCUGCUGCUGCUGUUUGUGUGUGAGAGGAAGGUGGUGUAGCUUGUGCCGGAGCUGUAGCCAUGCAUGUCUGCAUCCCUGUCACUGAGGAGCUCCAGGACACCCUUGGGUGCCGCUUUGUGCUCUAUUCUGUGUACCUGGAAGGUUUCCUCCUGUGUAAAGUACGAUACAAAGACCUGCACCUAUGGAAUGAGCAGAUUCAUCGAGUGUUUGGAAAUCGACUGCCAAAAUUCCCACCAAAAUAUUAUUUAGCUAUGACCAAGACCAUAGCUAAUGAAAGAAGACUGCAGCUGGAGCAGUAUCUACAACAAAUUGUUUCAGACCCAGUUGUUACCAGCAGUGAGAUUUUCAUGGAGUAUUUCAGGAAAUUACAAAUGGGCACAUUUAAUAUGCCAACAGUAAAGAUUAUCCUACGAGUAUACUUGCCAAAUGGAGCAGCAGUUGAAUUAGAUGUUCGGACUUCAGACAGUGCUGAGAGAGUGCUUGAGGCUGCGUUGUUCAGAUUAGGUGUAUCAAGAGAGUUGGCAGAAUAUUUCAGUUUAUUUAUUACACGCAAAGAAGCAAAGGGCCCUUUUACAGUGGUGAAACUAAUUGCUGGGUUUGAACUUCCCUUUCUAACAAUAUGGAACCUAGAGGAUGAUCAGUUCCAGAUUGAAGUCAGAAAGUGGUAUAUGAACCCCUCAAAUGAUGCAAUGUUAAUGGGAAGUUCUGAGGCUAUUGAUUUGCUAUACCUGCAGGCUGUGCAAGAAUUUCAGAUGGCCUGGACCAGGCCAACAGAGGACCAGCAGCAAAAACUCCAGCACUGUUUAAAACAAGAAAACAAAUUAAAGUUUUUGGAGCUAAUGAAGACAGUGGAAUAUUACGGAUACCUACAAAUUGGCUCUUGUGUCAGUGACUACCCAGAAUGUGAUUCUGAAGUCACCAUAUGGGUUGGAAAAAAUGAAUUGAGUUGCCACUUUCAUUCCCACUCUGGUCAUACUGAACAUUUAAGAUUAAACAUCAAGGAUUUGAUUUUCUGGAAUGUCCGCCUACUCCCCAAGAAGCAAGAAGUCGUAUCACCCAAUCACCAGCACUUAGAGUUCAAGUUCCAGCAGGGGUCUUCAUUGAAAUGCAUCACCAUACAUACGGAACAGGCAUUCCUACUCAGCAGCUGCUUAAAAAAGAUGUUAUCUGAGCGCCCUGAGCACCGACCCAAGGAAGAGCUGGAAAUUCAGGUAGACAGAGCACAAGCAACACACAAGUUCAACAUAAGGCCUGAGCAGAAUGGAGUGCAUACCAAAAAGCAGCCACUAUUAAAGGACGAGGCAGAAUAUUGUCUGAUAGAUGAUAUUUCUGAUCUGAAUCUGUAAUAUUACAGCAACAUACUUGGUUCCUGCCUCACCUCUGCCCUCCAGUGGUUGAUGGAAUGCUUGCAUACCUUAUAUUUCCUUAUGUAAUGACUUCAUAUUGUUACAAUUACAAAUAUAUUUUUGUACUUUUUUGCUUUAAAAAAAAAAAAUUAAAAAGAAGAAAAAAGUAUAUUGUUCAUGUUUCUUGACCUGUUACACAGGGGACCCAUAUUUUGUCACUGAAUAGGCUUUUAAAUAAUCAUUUAGAACCAGUUAUUCAUGUUAUAUUGAUUACAUUUUUGUAUUAUAGGAAAAAAACAUUAUUGGGGACCCCCUCUAAAAAUCACAUUGACCCUUCUUUGGGUCCUGACCCAUAGGUUAAGAAUCCUUGCUAUAAAUAUGUCAAUUCCCUUCUAUGUAGUGUUUAUUGUAACUGCCUGAAAUAAAAUAAGUAUUUUGUAAGUAA
Xenopus laevis (African clawed frog) is the source of this 1908-nucleotide messenger RNA. RefSeq names its product sorting nexin 31 L homeolog (gene snx31.L). Gene Ontology annotation, biological process: intracellular protein transport; endocytic recycling. The record is from RefSeq and is a predicted model, not a curated record. NCBI's taxonomy places the organism in Eukaryota, Metazoa, Chordata, Amphibia, Anura, Pipidae. The coding region runs from base 177 to 1463 and encodes 428 amino acids. Gene Ontology annotation, molecular function: phosphatidylinositol binding. The transcript is spliced from 14 exons. Gene Ontology annotation, cellular component: early endosome.